AUGAACCUGACUCCGGGCGUGCUGCUGCUCCUGUGUGUCUCCGUGAGGUCGGUGCCCAUCGAUCGCAAUGCGGGGGGGGGCCAGGAGCCCAAACAGGAGGCGCAGGAGGAGAACAUGGACACGGGCCUCUACUACGACCGAUAUCUCCGGGAGGUGAUCGAGGUGCUGGAGACCGACCCCCACUUCCGGGAGAAGCUCCAGACGGCCAACACGGAGGACAUUAAGAACGGCCGCCUCAGUAAAGAGCUGGACCUGGUGGGGCAUCAUGUCAGGACCCGACUGGACGAGCUGAAGCGCCAGGAGGUUUCCCGCCUCCGGAUGCUGCUGAAGGCCAAACUGGACAGCACCAACACACAGAGCCUCCAGAUGGACCACACCUCGCUUCUCAAGCAGUUUGAACAUCUGGACCCGCACAAUCAAAACACCUUCGAGGCCAAAGACCUGGAGCUUCUAAUUUCAACGGCCACUAAGGACCUGGAGAACUACGACGCCGAGAGGCACGAGGAGUUCAAGCGCUACGAGAUGCUGAAGGAGCACGAGAGGAGGGAGUACCUGAAGAGCCUGGACCAGGAGAAGAGGGAGAAGGAGGAGAAGAGGCUGCAGGAGCUGAAGGAGAAGCACCGCCAGCACCCCAAAGUCAACGCCCCGGGCAGCGUUGCUCAGCUGAGGGAGGUUUGGGAGGAGACGGACGGGCUGGAUCCUCAGGAGUUCAACCCCAAAACCUUCUUCAAACUGCACGACACGAACGAAGACGGCGUUUUGGACGAGCAGGAGCUGGAGGCGCUCUUCACAAAGGAGCUGGAGAAGGUGUACAACCCAAAGAACGAGGAGGACGACAUGAUGGAAAUGGAGGAGGAGAGGCUGAGGAUGAGGGAGCACGUCAUGAACAAUGUGGAUACAAACAAAGACCGACUGGUCAGCCUGGAGGAAUUCCUCAAAUCCACAGAGAAAAAGGAGUUCAGUAAUCCCAAAGAGUGGGAGACUCUGGACGCAAACCCGGUGUACACGGAGGAAGAGCUCCAGCGGUUCGAAGCCGAACUCCGAGACAAAGAGGAGGAGCUGAAGCGGAAGGCGGAGACUCUGCGUCAGGAGCAGGAGCUGCUGAAGGAGCGAGGCAAAGCCCUGGAGGCCCAGAGGAGAGAGUACCAGCAGGUGACUGGGAACGGGGUUCUUCCAGAAAGAAGGGCGCAGGAAUAG
Menidia menidia (Atlantic silverside) is the source of this 1197-nucleotide messenger RNA. The record is from the annotation of a GenBank genome assembly. Lineage: Eukaryota; Metazoa; Chordata; Actinopteri; Atheriniformes; Atherinopsidae.